Photinus pyralis (common eastern firefly) is the source of this 1427-nucleotide messenger RNA. RefSeq lists its product as uncharacterized. NCBI's taxonomy places the organism in Eukaryota, Metazoa, Arthropoda, Insecta, Coleoptera, Lampyridae. Bases 69 to 1286 code for a protein of 405 amino acids. The record is from RefSeq and is a predicted model, not a curated record. The transcript has 2 exons.
GUAGCGUUUUAGCUACUACCUUACGUGAGUAAGUACGCUCUGCGCUAAUCGCGUUUAACUUUGUAGGCAUGGGUGGAAAAUCAAAAGUUAGCAAGAGGAAGAAGAAACUCCGGCCGCCUAGCAGCGAUUCGGAUGAUUCGAGCUCUCAUAGAGAGUGGAUUAAUCGCAUAGAAAAACUUUAUAAUAAACACGUUCGCAAUAAAAGGUCUCGAUCGCGUUCCCGUGCGAGACGCAGAGACCGGAAGCGAACAUCUUCGCUAUCGCCUUCGAGAGGGACUCCGCAGUUUCGCGAGCCUCCUCAGUCACCCGGUUUUAGAUCCUCUAGGUCCAGCAGCAGAUAUUCACGGAGGUCAUCGUUUGAAACCGAUAGGCGAAGUAUAUUAAGCGUAAGCGGUAACCCGCGCGGCGCCGCUGAAACAGCAGUACGUGACACUCACAUUCCGUGCGAUGUGAGUCACGCUGAAAAACAAUCGCCCAUUCAAGAUGAGCUGAUUAUACACAAUGACGUAGUUUUGCCGGAUGAAAUUUUAGGCAUUCUAGGCGAGGACCCAAGCGCCGAAAUUAGUUCGUCGUUUUCUCUACAUUCAGCCUUGAGCGCACGCUGGUCGCACAUUUUAUCGAAAGGGCUGUCCGAGAUCGACGUCGCCUCUCUUUUGGAUAAGUGCAAAAAACCAUCGAACUGCCCGCUACUAACACCCCCAGUAAUCAAUCCAGAAAUUAGGGCUUUAUUACCGCACAAUAUGCUGAAAAAAGACGCCGCUUACGUUUCUUUUCAAACGAAAUUAUCCGCUGGAAUAAUAGGUUUGGGAAAAGGCAUAGAUAAAUUACUGAACGAUUCGGCUAACCAUCAAGAUCUUCACACCUCUUCAUUACUGCCUUUGCUGUCAGACGCCGGGAAAAUUCUAAAUGGUCUUUUUUUCGAUUUAUCGAUGGCCCGGCGCAGCUUUAUUUUUCCCUACCUCAAUAAAAAUACCAAGGACAUUCUCGAACCAUGCCCACCUUCCGAAUUUCUCUUUGGAUCGGAUCUUUGCGAGAAAGUCAAAGCAGCUAAAUCCUUACAAAACGCCUGUCAGGACCUUAAGACUGCACCAACCCCUCAACGCUACAAAACCACUAAUCAGAGUGUUAGCUAUAAGGGUAAGAAAAUGGAAGAGGGGAAACAGAGACAACAGCCGUACAGCAGGCAGUUAAACAGAUAUCGCCCGACCCACCGCAGGGGGGUGGAGUCACACAAAGGGCAUAUCCCGAAGGCUCGACAGAGGGACAAUUACCGGGGGAAAAACUAAAUUCGCCAGGAAGCCCACCCGCUUGCAUCCAAACUUACCCUGGUAGCAUGUCGGUUAUCCGGAAAGCACUAACACUACAGGGUGUGCCGGUAAACGCCGUCGAUACUUGUCUAAACUCUCUUUCGGAAGCUACUAUCGCAC